This is a messenger RNA of Microcebus murinus (gray mouse lemur), 2859 nucleotides long. The record is from RefSeq and is a predicted model, not a curated record. Lineage: Eukaryota; Metazoa; Chordata; Mammalia; Primates; Cheirogaleidae.
ACACCCCAGUGAGGGGAUUAGCAUUCCAGGGGAAGCCCUAGCAGCCUUUGUCAAAGGAAGUGUGGCAUUGGCAAGGCACACAGGAGCUGCAGAUGCCAGCAAGGAUGCUGAAGAGGAAGUGCCUGAGAGGGCUCACAUGAUAGCAGAGGUGAGACACACCCUGCAAGUUCUCAGGACUAACUGGGGAGGGGAUUUAGGGGAGGGUUAGACCCUGUCUCAACACAUAUGCUAGCAGAAUAUAGGUCAUCAGUGUUAAUUUAUCUUUGCCAAUGGAUAUGUAAACCCGAGUUACAUAUGCAGCAAAGUGUAUGGAGGCCCCACAUGUGCCAACACUGGGCAAUGACUGGUGCUGCCGAGAUGGGUGUGGAGCAGGUUCCUCCUUAGCCCAAAGCUUUUGCUCUCUUCAGUGGAUGACCUCCAGCAUUUCUCUCACUCUCUUUGUUGCUAUCAUUUGUUGAUGCUUUGCCACGUAAUCCCUGAUGACUCUGGCAACUGCUCACAGGAAGCUUAUGUCUAGCUGAGAAGACAAAUAUAAUGUCUUUCCUUCCCAACCAGAUUGGGGGCUCACUGAGAGCAGGGACUAUUCUGUUUUGUUUGUCCAUAUAAAAGGCAAUGAAUAUGCCAGGGUACAGCAACUGCUGCCUGUAGUACCAGCUAGUCAGAGGUGGAGGCAGGAAGAUCUCGAGCCCAGGAGUUUGAGUCUAACCUGGACAACAUAGUGAGUUCCUCUCUCUAAAGAUACCCCCAAAACCAAAAAGGCAAUCAAUAGGUAUUGAUGACCGAAGCUUAUGGCAACAUGGAACCACACCAGAGGGAUAGGGAACACUGAAAACAGCAUGUCAGUGUCAGCCAAGAUAAGAAGGCUGUGUGGAAGUCAGUGAGACCGGAGUAGGGUGAUAUUGGGAGAAAAGCAGCUUCCCUCGAGGGAAGAGGGGCUCAGCUGGUUGUUGGAACUAAUACAAGUGAAAACUGAGCAAGAAUGCAGGGAUCAGGAGCACAGGCAAGGCUGGAGAGAUGGCAGGUCUCUGAAGACCUCUGGAACCAUGGGAAGCCACUGAAGGGUUUCGAGAAGGGGAUAGGAUCCUCCAAAUGCACAUUUGUAUCCUCAAAGAGAUCAUCGCAAAUCAUUUGUAGUGAUUGGGCUGGAGGACCAAAGGUGAAAGCACGGAGACAACUCACAGACAACGUGCAAGUUCCAGGAGAGAGAUGAUGGUGGCUGGAACAGGGUUAUGAUAAAGGGGAGAAGUGAAGGACGACUCCAGGUUUUUUGUCUGAACAACUGGUGGAUAAUGGUGGCAAUUACUAUUUAUAUAUAAACUUCUUCCGCGUGGGAAGGCAGCGACCAAGAGUAAAGCUUGGCCGGCUGUCUAGUCCACUGAGAAAUACCCGGCUGUUCCUCUUACAGACAUCAAAAAUGAUCAACCUUCUGCUUUAAUGUGAGAAAAGACAGCAUGAUUAUAAAUUAUAAAAAACGUAGUUACUUAAAAUGAUCGGGAGGUGUUCUAUUCCUCUACCACUGGGCAUUUCCAAGCGCGUGCCCCGGGGCCAGGUUCCGAGCGCGUAAGUAUCAAGACGCCGCCCAGCUGACACCUUCCCUCCCAGACGGAAUAGGAUACUCCGACCUCCGCCUUUUAGAUGCCACCAAGAGAAGUCAGCGAGAGCGUGGCGAGUCCAGGCCGGGUUUUCAAGCGCCAAGACGGAAGUAACAGCGAGCCGGAAGUUCCAGGGCCCGCCCUGGGAAAGAGGUGGGGGGGAACCGGAGAAAGACUACGGGUGGGAUGGCGGCUCAAAUCCCCAUCGUGGCCACCACUUCCACUCCCGGGAUAGUCCGGAACAGCAAGAAGAGGCCGGCUAGUCCUUCCCACAACGGCAGCAGUGGCGGCGGCUAUAGCGCCAGUAAGAAGAAAAAAACGUCCGCCUCUAGCUUUGCACAGGGUAUCGGCAUAGAUGCCAUGAGUGAGAAUAAAAUGGUAGCCUCUGACUUUAGCACCGGACCUGUGGAAAAAGCUGCCAAACCUUUGCCAUUUAAGGAUCCCAACUUUGUGCACUCUGGCCACGGUGGUGCGGUAGCUGGCAAGAAGAACAGAACCUGGAAGAACCUGAAACAAAUUCUCGCUUCCGAAAGGGCAUUGCCGUGGCAACUGAACGAUCCUAACUACUUUAGUAUUGAUGCUCCUCCAUCUUUUAAACCAGCCAAGAAGUAUUCUGAUGUUUCAGGUCUUCUUGUCCACGCUGCUUGUUGAUGGGUCCACGUGGGCAGCCUGGAUGGACGAUUGCACCAGAAAGCAGGAGGCCUGAGUUUCACUUCCUUUUCCUCUGCUAGUUAACUAUUAAUAUAUGAGAUAACAUGAAAGAAACCAACUAUGUAUUUCUUUCUUUACUGCUGAAGUUUUAAAAACCUGUGUUUUAGAUGAUGAUUGUACUUUAAAAAAAAUAUUUAAACUUUUCUAAAUAUGCAUAAAGAGGCAUUUUGGUCAAUGCAGUGACUUAUUUUUAACCAUUAGUACCCCUUUCCCAAAUGAAAUCUUUUAUAGAAUCCAACACAUAAAAAGCCUGGAGCCACCUGCCCACUGUGGUCCCAGGUGGAUCUGGUCCUCUGUCCCCUGCCCCACUGCCCACCACCACAGUUACCCUCAAGUGCUUCUGGGGAGCACAAUUUGGAAACUACUGGUGUGGCUGGACGAGUGGGAAGUAGGCAAGUUACUAAAGCUCCGGAACCUCAGAGCACCCCGUUUUCUUCUUUGCAGAAUGUGGAUACAGUGCAGAACCUGUAACACACUUUGAACUUACCUUCUUUUUUUUGAGACAGAGUCUUACUGUUGCCCAGGCUACAGUGCCAUGGCAUCAACCUAACUCACA